GGCGAAUCCACCGACGCCAGCGAGAGCCGGACGACCGGCAAGCUCAAGUACGAGGUAGUCGAAGGCCGCACCACCGCUACUCACGUCUACGCGACGUAUCCGCUCAAGUUCCUGCACCCGCAGAGGACGAUCCACCAGGGCUUCGACACGUCCAUCACUUACAUUUUGGGCUACGGGGGAGGGCUGGUGGGCGGCGACUCCGUCGUCGUGGGAUGCGAGCUGGGCCCCAACACUUCAGUGGUGCUGGCGACGCAAGCGACCACGAAGGUAUUCAAGGCGGAGGACGAAGGGGAAAUUGUGUCGCAGUCCUUUUCGCUCAAGGUAGCGAGCAACGCUACAUUGGCGUUCCUCCCCGACCCAGUGACCUGCUUCGAGAGAGCCAAGUACCGCCAGACGCAGGUUUUUCACCUUGAAGAAGACGCGAGCUUGGUGUUCGUAGACUGGUUGACCAGCGGCAGGAAGCGAAACUACUUGGCGACGGGGUCUAUCCGCGACAAUCGCACUGAAACGCUUGAGCACUGGGAUUUCAGCGAGUACGACACGACGUCUGAGGUGUUUGUUGCGGGUGAAAGGCUCGUGACGGACCGCGUUCGUCUUGCAGACGAAGAAGACGUCAGACUUCGUCAGCGAAUGCAUGGUAUGCACGUGCUGGGUUUGAUGGUCAUUGUCGGCUCCAAACUGCAGCCUAUCAUGGACCAACUGCUGGAGCUGAGCACGCGCAAGAAACUGCACAACGCAAGGGACAUCACCCCUCAAGGACGCCUCGCGGCGGCCAAUACCUUUCCUGGAGUUAUUGCGUCAGCAAGCUCGUUGGGACCAAACGCCGUCAUUGUGCGGUUCUGUGGUCAAGACACUGAGUCGGUAAUGACCUACGUCAAGGCCAUGUUGGCACCGCUACGCGAGAUUAUUGGGUUUACUCCCUAUCAGGAAAACCGG
Molecule: messenger RNA, 936 nt
Organism: Phytophthora sojae
Lineage: Eukaryota; Oomycota; Peronosporomycetes; Peronosporales; Peronosporaceae
Exons: 4
Molecular function (GO): nickel cation binding
Source: RefSeq, a predicted model, not a curated record